AUGGUGUCCUUUUGGGAAAAUGUCCAAACCGACUAUACAAAUUCGAGCAACAACAACAAUUUGGUGCUGGAAAAUUUACAUCAAACCCUUAAUCGUCACAUUGACAAUGUUAAUCCUAUCAGCGCCUCUUCCUAUUCCUCAUCAUCAGCAACCCUUUCAUCGAAUACCACAAGUGAUGUCUCUUCAGCAUCCGCCGCAGCUAAUAAAAAUAUAUGCUCCACAACAGACAGCCAACAGCAGCAGCACAAUAACAACAACAGUGCACAAGAGAAAAAGAAAUGCAUUGAUUUGCAAACAUCCAACAGCAACAAUAACAAUACAAAUGGACACAAUCUAAUAGAUCCGACCACCAGCAACAAUAACAACAAUAAUGAUGAUGAGUUACAUUUGAAUGGCAGUUUACAGAAAACCCAUUGUUGUAUGACACCCAUUUCGAUAUCAUCAUCAGUGUCUUCCAGCGCUGUAACAGCGUUACAAUCUUCUACAGAUCUAGCUAGAGAGCAAUGGUAUGUUCAUCAUGCCCAUCACACGCCAUCGCAUCCUCAUCAACAAUUAGCUGAUGAAUUUGUUAUGUAUGCUCCUGCUUUGCCCUCAAGUAGUUCUGCCUCUUCCAUUGGUAAAUUUGGCAUUGAAAGUACGACGGAAAGUUAUUUAAAUUCAAGAUAUAAUGUAAAUGUCAAAGGAGUGCGUCAUGAAAGAGCAUCAUCUUUUUUCGACAUUCCAGCUGUGACACAUCCAUACUGUUACAGAUUUCCAUCAUCACCACCUGCAGGGAUUUUAAAGAAAAACGAUGAUGAUCCCAAUUUUUGUAACAACAACGGAGUUUCGUCAUCCCUACAGUUUGGCCAACAUUAUCAUAAUACCAAAAGUGAACAUCCCGAUUCUACCACUACGCAUCUAAGCAAUCAUCAUCCUCACACCACUCAUCCACAUCCUCAUCACCUCGCUCACCAUCAUCAUCAUCAACAUGCUCAAAACACAAAUCUUCACCAUCAUCAAGCUCAUUUAAGUCCUCACUCAUCGGCCUUCAAGUUCAGUCAUUCGCCUUCCGUCUAUCAUCAUCAAUACAAUGGUCAGACGCCAACAGCGUAUGGUAUAAGGUCUGCGGGAGAAUUAACCCCAUCAUUGGCAUUGACUCCGGUAUCCACUACAACUGAAGUUGAUAUCAAAUAUGAAAAUCCUUAUAAUUCCGCCAUAUCAUCUACUUAUACUCUGAGGCCUGGCAGUGGUGUGGAUUCCUCAACAGCGGUGUCUUCUACAGAUACAGAUUUCAAAUUAGAAAGUUUAUAUGCCUCGAAUAAUAAUAUUACGACAAGUCAUACAGUUAGUCAGCGCAGAGGUUCUCUACAACUGUGGCAAUUUUUGGUGGCUUUACUGGACGAACCGACCACGAACUCGAGUUGCAUCGCCUGGACUGGGCGUGGGAUGGAGUUUAAACUCAUCGAACCCGAGGAGGUGGCACGGCGUUGGGGUAUACAGAAAAAUCGACCCGCCAUGAAUUACGACAAAUUAUCGCGUAGUCUACGUUAUUAUUAUGAAAAAGGCAUUAUGCAAAAAGUAAACGGAGAACGUUAUGUAUAUCGUUUUGUUUGCGAUCCCGAGGCCCUUUUCAAUAUGGCGUAUGGACAUUUGGGUAAUACUGCCACAGCCGCUAAAAAUGAUCAUCAACAGCUUCCACAUCAUCAACAGCAACAUCUCAGUCAUCACCAUCAUCAUCAUUUACUAGGUUCACCCAACUCAGCCGGUAAAACAAACGUAGAUUCUAGUCUUAUAACAAGAGAUACUAUAACAGCAAGCUCCUCAUUAGAGGAGGAAGCCAACAGAGAAAGAAAUGCGCUCAGCCAUGUGACGGGAGCAAAACAUCAUGAACAAUUGUUUUAUGGUAAAUUUUAA
Messenger RNA from Lucilia sericata (common green bottle fly), 1893 nucleotides. RefSeq names its product ETV5-related protein Ets96B (gene Ets96B). The coding region runs from base 1 to 1893 and encodes 630 amino acids. Lineage: Eukaryota; Metazoa; Arthropoda; Insecta; Diptera; Calliphoridae. Gene Ontology annotation, molecular function: DNA-binding transcription factor activity, RNA polymerase II-specific; sequence-specific DNA binding. Gene Ontology annotation, biological process: cell differentiation; regulation of transcription by RNA polymerase II. Gene Ontology annotation, cellular component: nucleus. The record is from RefSeq and is a predicted model, not a curated record. The transcript is spliced from 7 exons.